Messenger RNA from Spodoptera littoralis (African cotton leafworm), 300 nucleotides. The record is from the annotation of a GenBank genome assembly. Lineage: Eukaryota; Metazoa; Arthropoda; Insecta; Lepidoptera; Noctuidae.
AUGUUUGCAUUCCGACAUCCUAAUAAUAGUCUAAGUCAGAGCCGUACAAACAUACUCGGAAAUAAUUUAUGUACUGCUGUGUGUGAUUUAGUCUACCAAUCAGGAACAACAGAGGCCAUUCUCAGUCAAUCAGGGUUAUUGAUUUUGAAAGGGAUUUGGACGUUUUCCUUAAAUGACCAAUCAGGGUUCUUGGGCCAGCGGCUUAAGUCAUCUCGUUUCUUAUUAAGAUUACAUAUUAAAUCAUUUGUCCUCUAUUACAUUUAUGACAGCCAUUUCAGAAUACUGAUGUUUUGUCUUUGA